Haemonchus placei is the source of this 252-nucleotide messenger RNA. Lineage: Eukaryota; Metazoa; Nematoda; Chromadorea; Rhabditida; Trichostrongylidae. The record is from the annotation of a GenBank genome assembly.
AUGCUGAUUGAACUAGUGAAAAAUGCAGAUGGUAUCGGCGAAUAUAUGAUUAUCGAGCUACAAGGCACAAUUGAGAGCUGUGGUCGAUCGCUCGAAAAUGAAACACUAGGUCAUCUUGCCUGGCGAAUAGAUAACUCUGAAGCAUUAUUGUUGAUAGGCCACCAUCUCCUUGAAGGCAAGGUAAGUCAUCUGUCAAACUCCAUGGUUUUUUCUUAUUUAACUUUACUCUUUGCCGUGACCAUUUGGACAUAG